AUGAAUCCAGGUUAUGGGUCGAUAACAAAUGAUUCUAGUGGAGCAAUGAAGUGGAGUGCGGAGACUGUAACCAUUAUCGUCUCCAUCGCCUUGUUUGCCUUCUUCUCCUUCUUAGUUGCUCUGGUGACCCUCUGCUGCUCGGAUCAUAAGCCCAGUAGCUCCUCUGUGUCGUCGGCAAAGGCGGCACAGUCUCCGGAAGGGAAGAUCGGCUGUUCGGAACAGACUGAGAUCGUUGUGAUCAUGGCUGGAGAUGAGCACCCAACGCAUCUCGCGAAACUGGCCGCUCCUCCUGCUUCUUCUUGCACUCCUCUGCCUUCGUGA
This is a messenger RNA of Linum tenue, 321 nucleotides long. The record is from the annotation of a GenBank genome assembly. Lineage: Eukaryota; Viridiplantae; Streptophyta; Magnoliopsida; Malpighiales; Linaceae.